CCAUUUAACAACACAUCAACAUUCGCACACGUGCGCGGUGAAACAAGUGAGAUGCUGUCAACGGAGAACGUGUCUUGAAUUUGCUUUCUGAAUAUGUACAUGUUGAUAACUGUCAUACUAUAUCUUUCUGCUUAGACGUUUGUCUGGUAAUCCGGGAAGGUCCUGAUCAUAUUCAGGGAGCGUGUGUCAUUUGCGUUUAGUUUAAAAUUAGAUUGAAAAUUUAUGUCCACAUAAAUUUGUGUGUUGUGAUUGACGUCCAAUUUUGUUGCUAGAAAUUCGCGGUUCAGCUCAGCGAACGAACGUGGGUAGGCCUACUCGCUCGCAGCUCGAUCAGUCCACCGAAUCUGCAGCUUUCAUCUAUCUCGCUGAACACCAUCUUCUGUUCUGUUUUGCUUUGCCACUUUUCUUAAAUCAAUCAUCAUGCCAGGAGAAUUAUCAGAGUAUGAAAAACGUCGAUUGAAGAACAUCGAAGAAAACAAGCGAGUUUUAGCUGGACUUGGCAUUCUGAAACCGUUCAUUGCUCCAAAGAAGACAAGUGGAAUCAAGAGGAAACGUCCAUCUACUGCAUCACCAAGAACACCUAAGACACCACGCCUGACAGAUGCUGGACCUGAUGGAGGCAGCGAUUAUUCACACUUUGGCAGAAGGCAGUCUAGGAGGUUGCGGGGAAGUCAACCGAUAGAAGGUGGUGAUGUUGAUCUUGAAGCAUUGGAACAUAGCCUUGAUCACCAAGAUGCAGACUAUAAACCAGUCAAGAGAGCUCCCAGAGAUAACACCUUUGGAUCCAUACCAGGUAUUGAAAUUGGAACUACUUGGGAGAUGAGAAUGGAGUGCUCUAGAGAUGGAGUGCAUCGACCUACCGUUUCUGGUAUCCAUGGUAACGAAGAUGGUUGUUACUCUGUAGCAUUGUCCGGUGGCUAUGAAGAUGAUGUAGACAUGGGUGAAUGCUUUACCUUCACAGGACAGGGUGGAAGAGACCUUAAAGGCACCAAGAAUAAUCCUAAGAACUUGAGAACUGCACCACAGUCCAAGGACCAGACCUUAGAAAGAGGGAAUCUAGCCCUAAGCAAGAAUGUAGAAAUGGGGAAUCCUGUCCGAGUCAUCAGAGGUUACAAGUCACCCAGUCCUUACGCUCCAGAGGAUGGGUAUCGUUAUGAUGGUCUUUACUCUGUAGAGAAGUUCUGGUUCACCACAGGUCUCUCUGGGUUUGGGGUUUACAAGUUUGCCUUCAAGCGAUGUCCUGACCAGGCCCCGCCUCCUUGGGAGGUGGAUCAGGAUGAAGAGAAGAGAGAGAAGGAGGAGUGUUCAUCGGAUAGUGGCUUCACAGAACAUUCUGAGGAAGUGGUUGAAGAGGACAAGAGUAGUGAGACUGCCGAGGACAUUAGUGAACUCUCACCAGCCAGUAGCCCUCAGAGCAGUCACUGA
Molecule: messenger RNA, 1425 nt
Organism: Strongylocentrotus purpuratus (purple sea urchin)
Lineage: Eukaryota; Metazoa; Echinodermata; Echinoidea; Camarodonta; Strongylocentrotidae
Product: E3 ubiquitin-protein ligase UHRF1
Exons: 9
Coding region: 421-1425 (334 amino acids)
Biological process (GO): negative regulation of gene expression via chromosomal CpG island methylation; protein ubiquitination
Molecular function (GO): ubiquitin protein ligase activity
Source: RefSeq, a predicted model, not a curated record